AUGAACGCAAGAACCGGGCCCCAGCACCUGGUGCUUGUGACAGCAGACAACAUUGACCCGAUAUACAACCUACCCGUCAUCGACCACGAGUCUCACCGGGUAAUACCAGUCGAACACUACCACGUCGCGGGACACUUCAAGAACACAGAAAUACGUUUCAACUUGUACUUUCCGCCAGAAUCGACUUGGCACGGCAGGUUUUUUCAGCUAGCUUUCCCCACACAAUCGGAUGAGGCCACCGAUGAGACAAUCGGCUUCGCAUUCGAAAGCCACGCCUACGCAGUCCAAGUCACUGGCACCCAUGGAUUCCAAGCCGAAGCCGCUGCCGCCGAGUUCUCCAGAAAGAUUGCAAUCCAACACUACGGCAACUGCCCGCGCCAUGUUUACGGAUACAUCUACGGCGGCAGCGGGGGGUCUCUUCAGGUCAUCGGCGCCAUGGAAAAGACCAUAGGCAUCUGGGACGGUGCUGUUCCUUUCGUGCAAGCUGUACCAGUCUCCGCGCCAAACAACCUUUGCAUAAGAAACAUGGCUAGCUUGGUCCUUCGCCAGAAGGCUAGUUGUAUCCAAGAGACUCUGAAGCCAGGUGGCAGCGGCGAUCCAUUCUCAGUUCUAAACCCUCUGGAAAAACACGUCCUACAGGAGGCAGCUGAGUUGGGGGUUCCCAUAGAAGCCUGGGAAGACUUUUCUUCCAUUUCAGACACUUCAACGCUGUCAUUGCUCACGAAUUCGAUCAUUAGAUAUACAGACCCAGAAUACAUGGACGAUUUCUGGACGAAACCUGGGCAUCUGGGGACUGAACCGGGUCCUCUGGGGGAUUUCAUAAGAAACUCUCUGGUCAGCUUCGAAUCUAUCGUUCGCCAUGUCAUCUUGGGCGCAGAUGGCAUGCGCCUCUCAGUCGAACUGGAGACUGCGUCAUCUCAUAUCACAUCUGCCAAUGACUGGUACGACUUCACGAUCCUGUCUUCGAAAAACACCAAGCUAGGCAUCCUCACCGGCACGUUCUGUCAGGUUAACAAAAUAGCGGUCUUCGAUCAACGUUCCCGAGAGCAGACUCCUCUGUUGGAGAUGAUAGCUCCGGGAACCAGACUGCUUAUCGAUAACAAGUGGUCCAUAGCCAUGCGAGCUUAUUACCGAUAUCAGGUCCCAGAUCGUCCUGGAUUCUAUGGUUUCGACAGGUUCCGUGGACCAGACGGGUCUUCCAUUUUCCCAAAGCGGCCCCAUGAUGCUUCCAAGCGUCUAUCCGAGGGGGCUUCGGGAGGUAGCACCCAUACCGGGAAAAUACAAGGAAAAGUCAUUGUUGUCCAGAACCUACUAGACACUGACGCUUUCCCCUGGCACGCGGACUGGUACCGGAGUCAAGUCAAGCAGUCUUUGGGCACUGAGUUCGACGACAACUAUCGGCUAUGGUACAACGAGAAUGCGGACCACGAUUACGAUGGACCCAGGAAAGGUCGGGCAGCUCUCGUUGUGCCUUAUCGCGGCAUGGUCCAGCAAGCGUUGCGCGACUUGAGUCUAUGGGUUGAAAACAAUGUCCCACCUCCGGUCUCGACCUCUUACAGUCUCAGCGAUCAUAACGCCAUCAGUGUGCCUCAAACCGCUGCUGAACGGGGUGGUAUUCAACCAGUCAUCCACCUAAAAGUUGAAGGCUGUACAAAGUUUAAGGCUAGGGUAGGGCAAAGUAUCAAGUUUCACGCCAUCAUCGACGUUCCUCCUGGUGCUGGUAAAGUCGCUUUGGUCGAGUGGGAUUUCUUUGGUAAAGGACGCUACACCCCCGGUUGCUUUGAAGCGUCAGGCCCAAACUUUCAUGCCACGGCGGUCUUUACCUACAACGCUUCCGGCAGGUUUAUCGUGGGACUUCGGGCAGUCUGUAAACGACAAGAUCAGAUGAACAGCCGAUACGCGAGAGUCAUGAAUUUGUCCCGGGUGUCAGUGGUCGUGGCCGCACAUCCGAAAACGGGAAAUGUGUUUAGACUGUAA
This is a messenger RNA of Colletotrichum karsti, 1977 nucleotides long. RefSeq lists its product as uncharacterized. The record is from RefSeq and is a predicted model, not a curated record. The transcript has a single exon. Bases 1 to 1977 code for a protein of 658 amino acids. Lineage: Eukaryota; Fungi; Ascomycota; Sordariomycetes; Glomerellales; Glomerellaceae.